Molecule: messenger RNA, 378 nt
Organism: Siniperca chuatsi (mandarin fish)
Lineage: Eukaryota; Metazoa; Chordata; Actinopteri; Centrarchiformes; Sinipercidae
Exons: 1
Coding region: 1-378 (125 amino acids)
Source: RefSeq, a predicted model, not a curated record
AUGGCCGAACAUCGCCACCACGUUGCGGAGGUCCUGAAACGCCUGAGGGAGUUCCAGCUCUUCCUCAAAACUGAGAAGAGUUCCUUCCAUCAACCCUCAGUGCAGUUUCUUGGCUACAACAUCAGCAGCAGUGGCAUCCAGAUGGACGAGGGGAAGGUAGAAGCCAUAAGGACCUGGCCCACUCCAUCCACCAUCAAAGAGCUCCAAAGAUUUCUCGGAUUCGCCAAUUUCUACAGACGAUUCAUCCAAAGUUACAGCUCCAUUGUAUAUCCGCUCACCAAUCUUCUCCGUAAUAAGCCCAAGUCUCUGUCCUGGUCAUCAGCUGCCAACGAGGCCUUCAACACCCUGAAGGAGGCAUUCACCAGCGCACUGCCCUGA